Molecule: messenger RNA, 579 nt
Organism: Rhizophagus irregularis DAOM 181602=DAOM 197198
Lineage: Eukaryota; Fungi; Glomeromycota; Glomeromycetes; Glomerales; Glomeraceae
Source: RefSeq, a predicted model, not a curated record
AUGCCUUGUGGUGCUUCAACUCUUUUCAUUCAAGUGGUAUCCCAAAGUGGGAAAGGUAGCUAUACCGUACGCACUUUUACAAAUAAAGAUCUGGGCGUUUUAAGAUAUAUCGGUGUUGAUGUUAUUGUUAUAAAGGAACCUCUAUUUCGUAUACAAGCUAGGGUUGAUGAUCUCGUAAACAUUAAUUGUCCUGAACCGUAUUUUAGUGGAGAACUUUGCUAUGCUAAAUAUGUCGAUACUCCUGAAUGUAAAAAAGAAAAAGAUAUAGAAAUUGGUGUGCCAAUUGCAACCUCUAUCUUUGGGGCAAUAGGAGAUUUCGGAUUUAUAAUGGGAAGAAUCUCACGCCGUGCCCAACAAUUGAAAAAGGCUCGUGAAAUACAAGCUCUAAAAUUAGCAGCAAAGAAAAAUGAUGCAAGACAUAAAAUCAAUAAAAUUAUAAGUGAGAUGGAUGAACCGAAACUAAAAAAUGCAUUAGAGUUGAUAACAAACCUAAAUAAUUCAGAAAUAACACGAUUUGAAGCUUUGACAGAUUCAAAAUUCGAAGAUGAACCUAUUCACUAUGAAUCCAAAUCUUUGUGA